Molecule: messenger RNA, 846 nt
Organism: Dromiciops gliroides (monito del monte)
Lineage: Eukaryota; Metazoa; Chordata; Mammalia; Microbiotheria; Microbiotheriidae
Gene: ANKRD60
Product: ankyrin repeat domain 60
Exons: 4
Coding region: 1-846 (281 amino acids)
Molecular function (GO): protein binding
Source: RefSeq, a predicted model, not a curated record
AUGCUGGCUCAGAGGUCGCUGACCAUGCCGUUCUCUCCAACGCCCCCUCGACGCCUCGGGCUGCGGCACUCGUCCUGGAGGCCGAUAAGGUCUUCCCACAGCAGGUCGCCCAAUUUCCUCAGUAAGCCGUUCUAUCUGCGCGUGCGGCUGGAGGAGACUGGAGAGAUAUACCGGUUGUCCAGCUGCUACGGCGACACCACCGUGCGGGAGCUGAAGGAGGCGUUAGAUCUGAUGGCCGGGAUUCCCUUGCACUUCCAGCGCCUCUUGUACCUGGACCAAGGAAUUUUGAUGGAUGAUUCCACAUUAGGGUUCCAUGAUAUUGUUCCUGGUGGAAUUAUUUCAAUGUAUAUUUGGCAUCAGGAUGGAUGGCAAGAACUUGUUUUGGCUGCUGUGGAAGGGGACAUUAGUAAGCUGUCUUGUCUAGGUGUUACUGAAGACUCUCUAUACAGAACUCCACAUUCUAUACGUUUAAGAACAGAGAAAUAUAAAGAAUGGAUAGCUGACAGAGCUUUUGUGGCUUUGUAUAUCGCAACACAUAGAGGCCAUUUUGAAGUUGUACGUUUUCUCCUAGAAAAUGGUGCAAGUUGUCUGGCCAAAACACCAGUGGGUAGAACUGCUCUUCAUGUUGCUGCAGCCAUGGGACACGUCGACUGUAUAAAUCUACUUCUUGAUUAUGGGGCACUUUUAAAUGAGAAGGACUUACAUGGGGAAACACCAGCAGAAAUAGCACGCCGCCUGAAGCGUAAGCAGAGCAUCCAGGCAUUCUGCAUGUAUCAGAUGAAGUUGAGAACAACUUAUGGACGCUCCAAAUCAAAUCAUCAUCGUUCAGUUCCUCUACUCCACUGA